AUGAGUGGCGACGUCAAGCUACCGGCCGAGGUGCUUCGGUUGCGCGAUGCAGCUGCACGCCGGCUUGUUGAUGUGAAGAAUGUCCAGCUCCCUCGUCUGUGCGAGUGCACACAUGCGGCGCAAGAGCUUAUGGCGCUCGAGACCGAACUGAACGACACUCUACAUAUGGUCACAUCAUUGGUGCAGCAAAUAUCUGAUGAGGUCGAUGACGCCGAGUCUGCUGCUGAGCGCACGGCCCUGCAGGAACUCGCUAGAGCCCAGCAAGCGCAACUCGCGUCUGUUCGCCAAGACGCGCGGCGUGCAUUACUCCAAGCACACCGUGCGAUGGUAGCUAGACAGGAGUCUGCUGCACGCACAUCUCUUCUGGCAGCAUCGUCUCGGCAUGUCGGUGCGAGCACGGCGCCAACGGACCGUGCCAGUGCAACAUCGGAGCGAGUGACGAGCACGCUCCAACGCACCGUUGCGCUGAUGUCGUCGGAGCUGGAAAAGUCGGGUUACUCCGCACAGCUACUUGAGGAGUCGUCUGAGACCAUUUCCCAGGUAUCGACGAAGUAUGCGUCAUUCAACGAUCUGCUGCGUGAUUCCAUUUCCAUGAUCCGCCAAAUGGAGCGUGCCGAGCUCGUGGACCUUGGCAUUCUGGCGGCUUCGAUUGUAUUUUUCGCUGGCUGUGUCAUGUACAUAUUGUAUGCGCGCAUAUUUAGCCGCGGUCUCAGCGCCAUAUCUCUGGUGUGGCGCACAUCGAGUUAUGUGGGUUCAGGCGCUCUUGGUGGCUUGUCGUCGUUCUCUGCCGCUGUUUCGUCUGUUGCAAAGGUACCUCAAAAUCGCCCUAAGCCAGAGGCACCCGGCAUGUCUGCGAGUGACGUACGAGAAAGCGAUCUUUUGGAAGAUGCCUUGCGGUAUGCAGAGACAGCUGCUCCUCAAGAGCAUGCCGAGAUGCCAGGGAUGGACGCAUGGCAAGUUGAUCAUGGGCGGGAGCGUCGGAAAGAAAGCGCUAGAGAAGAAUCCAGCAGUCCAAGUGAUUUACGCGACACACACAGUUCAGGAGUCUCGUUUGAGUCUGGCCCAGAGACGUCGCGGCCGGAUACGGCUAUGCACGUGCUUGACUCGCCGGCCUUGACAAGUAUGUCAAGCGCGUCGAUACCCGCAGCAUCGUCAGAUCUAGACUCUUUUGGCUUUUACGAGUCGGUGCACCUGUCCUCUAGCGCGCAGUCAGACGGUGCAGUACAUGGGACGAGUGUGCACGAGGACAUCUCAAGCAUGACGGCCAAUCCUGUAUCUUCGAAGGACACGUCAGACUCGACCGACGCUAUAUCCUUGGCGGGUAUGGUGAACUCGAAACACAAGUCCGAUUUGAAUGAUUCGGCAGACUUAACGGAUCCCACAGACCUGAAGCACGCUACAGACUCGAUGGAUGUGUCUGAGCCGACUCGCUCAGCUACUUGGGAUCCGAUAGUGUCAUCAUCUGUCUUGGGUUCCUACUUGCAUGUGCCAACGUCAGAGUCGGCUUCUUAUUCCAUGCUUUUUGACCCCAAGGCUACUGCAUCGCCUGACCGUGGUACUUACCAAGCUGAAGCAAUCGCAGGUGCUGUGUCAAGUGGAUACGAGGAUACUGAGCACAUCAAAGGGAUUGCCUCUUUGGCUAGUGAGGAACAGCACAGCCCGGAGAAUCUGCCAGCGGAAAAAGAACCUGGUUCUAAGCUUGAGACUGCAUCUCCCUCUCCCACACUAUCACCUGCGACUUCUCCAGCCAGCACGCCUACCGAGAACAUCGGGCUUAUCGAUCCGAUACAUGGUUCUCCAGGCAUGCGGAAUGCAGUGCCAACAUUAAAGGCUGAGCGGGAAUCCCAAGAAACAAGCGAUUCAGGAACGCACGCAACCGACGUCGAAGCUGGCGCCGAAACUAAUGCAGAAGAUGAUGCCGAAGCAGACUCGACUAUGAAGCCAAUGGACGCGGUCGCUGCCAAGGCUCUCUCUGCUGAAUCCAUUGAACCUGCUGAGCCUUCUGAGCGAGAGCCGCCGCACCACGCAUCUCCAUCGUCAGCCAUUUCUCUGACGAAUGGAUCGACGUCUUCUUUGGUGCCGAAUGCGUCUGUUCUGUCACAAGAUCUAUUGCCGGUCCCAUGGCUUUACAACUCUCUAUAUGCAGCAGAGAAUGCGAGCCUGACCAUGUCGCGUCUUGAUGCUUCAUCUACACCGACACCCAAGCCACAUGCAUCCAGAGCUACGCUCACAAACAGCAGAUCGAUGUCGUCAGCAUCACUCGCAGAACAUGCUUCUUUGCCCGAAAUAUCUGCGUCGUCCUUACAAGUGACGCCUGUAGAGCCGCACGCUCCAACUGACAGCCCAAGCCAGAUGGAAGAGGAGGCUCCUCGCGGAUCGCCAGGCGUGGCAGAGACCAUCUCCGCUCUAGUUGAUUCGCCGGUAGCCUCUUUGUCCAUGUCAAGUCCAGUGCCCGGAUUGUCAUCGCUGCACCCCUCGUCGAUGGAAGCAGCCUCGUCACCGACGACGUCCAUCGAGCUCGCUGUGCCUGUGCAUACAAAGGGGCCUGUUUCGACUCGUGAGACAGAUGUCGAGGCUUCUGCAACGGGACUCAACACGUCGCAACGUGCUCCUGGUGAGACCAAGUCGAAGCACACGAACCUCGAGGCGGCUACCACACCCGGGCCAGUCGGCUCAUUUGACCCGGAGGUCGAACAUGAGCGAAGCGUUCUCUCGAACACGAAAUCCCCUAGCGCUUCUGAGCCGUCUCUUUUAUCGACGAUCUCGUCAACGGACGUCCCACCGCUUAUGCAGCACAUCGAGUCUCCUAUCGAAGAGCAUGUGCCAAGGGCGGUCCCCUCUGUGUCUAUGUCGAGCUCUAUCGGGGCGUCUUGGCCCUCUACUAGCGUAACGAUCGCGAGCGCUAGCACCGAUGUCAUACCAACAGCGCCACUAGCCGCGAUGCAUGUCGACGCUCCGUCUGAUCCCGCUGCUGUAGCCGCGGCUCCUGACCAAGACGAAGCAGCGUUAGACUCCACCGUCACGCCGCCGAAAGCCAUGGACCGAUGA
This is a messenger RNA of Malassezia globosa CBS 7966, 3048 nucleotides long. RefSeq lists its product as uncharacterized. Bases 1 to 3048 code for a protein of 1015 amino acids. Gene Ontology annotation, cellular component: SNARE complex; endoplasmic reticulum. The record is from RefSeq and is a predicted model, not a curated record. Gene Ontology annotation, molecular function: SNAP receptor activity. NCBI's taxonomy places the organism in Eukaryota, Fungi, Basidiomycota, Malasseziomycetes, Malasseziales, Malasseziaceae. The transcript is spliced from 2 exons. Gene Ontology annotation, biological process: retrograde vesicle-mediated transport, Golgi to endoplasmic reticulum.